AUGCCUGACCCCAAGCAGGGGCUUGGCACCGGGGUUUCCCAGGCAGAGACGCUGCGCAGCAGCAGUGCGUGGAAGCAAGCUCUGCCAGACUCGUGGUUGGUGCUGGAGGAUAAGAUAGAAGAGCUUCUGAAGGAGGUGACAUUGAAGGAGACGAAGAAGAAGAAGAUUGAUGCCUUCCUCCAUGAGAUUAACAGCCUGCUGAGUGCCAUCCCAGAGACCCCAGAAACUGAACUCACUGACCAGGCCUGGCUCCCCAAGGGUGUGAAGGUCCCGUUCCUGCAGGUGCCGUUCAGCGUGAAGGGCAGGUUCCGCUUCCUGCCCCCAGCCGAGCUGAGGGUGGUGGGCAGCUACCUGCUGGGCACCUGCAUUAAGCCGGAGAUCAACGUGGACGUGGCGGUGACCAUGCCGCGAGAGAUCUUCCAGGACAAAGAUAACCUGAACCAGCGCUACCACCGGAAGAGAGCUCUGUACCUGGCCCGCAUUGCCCAGCAUUUCUCCAAGGAGAAGCUCUUCGGCAGCGUGAAGUUUGCCUACAUGAACAGCAACCAUCUCAAGCCCAUCCUGCUCCUGAGGCCGCAAGGCAAGGAUGAGAAGAUAGUCACCGUCCGACUCCAUGCCUGCCCUGCCCCGGGUCUCUUCAAACCCAGCCGCUUCUAUCCCAGCAAGAACAAUGUCCGGACAGCCUGGUUCAUGGAGCAGAGCACCCCCAACGAAGGAGUCACCGAGCCCCCGACCCCACACUACAACAACUCCAUCCUCUGCGACACGGUGCUGCUGUCCCACCUGCAGUUCUUAUCUAGCGCAGCCACCGACUUCCCGGGCAUGAAGGAUGGCCUGGCCCUUCUCAAAGUUUGGCUGAACCAGCGGCAGCUCAGCAAGGGCUUGGGGUGCUUCAGCGGCUUCUUGGUCUCCAUGCUGGUUGCCUACCUGCUGAUGAAACGCAAGAUCGUGAAGAUGAUGAGUGGGUACCAGGUGCUGAGGAGCACCCUGCAGUUCCUGGCCACCACUGACCUGAGUGUGACGGGGAUCAGCCUAGCGAAGGAUGUGGAUGCCUCCCUGCCUGUCCUGGAUGACUUCCACCAGGCGUUUGAAGUGGUCUUUGUGGAUCCCUCCGGGCUGGUGAACCUCUGUGCUGAUAUGACUGCCAGCAAAUACCACCAGGUCCAGUUCGAAGCCAAGCACUCCAUGGAAAUUUUGGAUGAUCGCAUGGUGGACGGCUUUCAGGUGCUGCUCAUGACUGCGAAGCCCAUGCUCAGAACCUUUGACCAUGUCUUCCACCUGAAGCAUGUCUCCAAGCUGCAGGGUGCCUGCAAGAAGAUGCAGCUGCUGAACGAGCUGAUGGAUUGGGGUGGGAACUACGUGGCUGCAGCCCUUCCUUUUGUUGUCUCGCUGCUGACCCGUGGGCUGGCUAGGAGAGCACUGCUCGUGGCUCACGCCUUGCCCCAGAUCCCUGAGUGGUCAAUUGAUGCUGAGCCCCCGAAACACAAGGAUGUUGGGUCCCUGACAUUUGGGCUCCUGUUUGUCCCUGAGUUUGCUGCCAGCACAUUGGAGAAGGGUCCGCAGGCCGACAGCCCUGAGGCCCUGGACUUCCUCCAGUGCUGACCCAUGUCCUUGGCCUUGCUUGGCCAACAUCCACCCCACAGGCCCUGGACGUUCCAGGAUGGCAGCAUCUGCGAGGCGGUGGUGUGGGAGGCUGACACCAUCUGCCAGAAACGCCUCAUUCCUGAGCAGAUCGUCAGGCACCUGCUGAAGCUCCACACGGACAUUCCUGACUCCUCCAUCUGCUACACUGGAGCCCUGCUGGAGUCUGUGAUCAGGACUGGGCAAGAGGCAUCAGGGACGGGCGAGGAGGCCAUGGUCAGCGUCAUCUGCUCCUACGAUGACCUGAGCCGCAAGCUGUGGAACCUGAAGGAGCUGCCGCUGACGGUGACUGCUGUGCAGGGCGUGCAUCCAGCCCUCCGGUAUACAGAUGUCUUCCCUCCCAUUCCCAUGAAGCCGAUUUAUUCCUUCCAUGCCCGACUCAGGACCAAGCACUUGCUGCUUCCCUCGGAGGAGAAGCCUUGCCCGGCCUACAUGGCCCCUUUGAAGAUCAUCUGCCACAUGGAAGGCAGUGGCCGGUGGCCACAGGACAAAGAAGCCAUCAAGCGCAUCAAGGCGGCUUUCCACCUCCAGCUGGCUGAGCUCCUCCAGGAGCAGCACCAGCUCGUUUGCAGACCUGCGGUUACCCACACCGACGUGUACAAGGAUGGCUACAUUUUCCGUCUCCAAGUAGCCUACCACCGGGAGCCCCUGAUCUUGAAGGAAGUGGUCACCCCUGAAGGGAUGCUGAAGUACCAGGACACAGAGGAGUCUCGGCAGCUGGAGCUGGAGACGUUGCAUCUGCCCUAUCUAACCAGCUCCCUGCAUGGGCUCCAGCAGCAGCACCCCGUCUUUGGCAGCACUUGCCGUCUGGCCAAGCGCUGGGUCCGCGCCCAGCUUCUGAGCGACAACAUCUCUGAGGAGUGUUUGGACCUCCUGGUGGCGUUUCUCUUCCUCCACCCGGCCCCUUUCACACCACCCAGCUCUCCCCAGGUGGGGUUCCUGCGCUUCCUCGACCUGCUGGCAACCUUUGACUGGAAAAACAACCCUCUGAUCGUCAACCUGAACGCUGGCCUCACAGACACUGACUGCACAGAGAUCAAGAACAAGUUUGUGGCUGCUCGCUCUCGCCUCCCCGUCAUGUUCAUCGCCACCCCCAAAGACCAGUGGAGCUCCAUGUGGACCCAAGAGCGACCCUCGGCCCAGAUACUGCAGCGCCUUCUUGUGCUGGCCUCAGAGUCUCUCUGUGCCCUGGAGGAGCAGCUCAUGGACCCGCUCAACAGUCAGGAUGUGAAGAUGGUCUUCCGCCCUCCUUUGGACUCCUACGAUGUCCUAAUCCACCUGAAUCCAAACCAGAUUCCUCGACACCUGGAGGGCGUGGACCGACCGCUAAAGUCGUUUUCUCGGGGUAUGGUGAAGAACAGCACUUCUGUGAAGAUCCUCUUUCCUGUGGUGGACUAUGACCCCGUACAGUGCUACCUCCAGGAGCUGAGAGAUGCCUUCAGUGAUCUUGCCUUGUUCUUCUACGACAAGCAUGGUGGCGAAGUGAUUGCAGUUUUGUGGAAGCCUUUGAGCUUUCAGCCUCAGCCUUUUAAGGUCUCCAGCAUGAAAGGAAGGAUGGUGACAACUCAGAACAGUGAGCUGGUCUGCGUACCCAACAUAGAGGCAAUUCUGGAGGACUUCGAGGUUUUGGGAGAAGGCCUGGUCAAAAGUGUGGAAGCUCGUACAGAGAAAUGGACUAUCUGAGGCCACUGAGAGGGGUCAGAGGCACCCAUCCUGAAGCAGCAUUUGUUCACUGUGGGACUGUUUCUUUUUAAAAAUUAGUCCUAGGAAAAAAGCUUUCAGCUU
This is a messenger RNA of Opisthocomus hoazin, 3426 nucleotides long. NCBI's taxonomy places the organism in Eukaryota, Metazoa, Chordata, Aves, Opisthocomiformes, Opisthocomidae. The record is from RefSeq and is a predicted model, not a curated record.